AUGCCCCGAAAGGAAUUGCAGGCCUGGCGCGACAUGGUGUCAGCAUACACAGACACCUUGAUCAUUCAAUACGGACCCAAACCUGAAUCACUUGAGUACAUACAAAAAUGCAUUGCAGCUCUUCCUAGACACUAUACUCGGACUUCAAAGCCCGAUAUAGAUGACUCCAAAGCAAAGUCUAUUACAUUUACAUCACCCAACCUUGAACUACGGUUCAUUCCCUUCCAUCCUCAACUAACUGAAUUGGUAAAGCAAUGCAAGCUAGUCAUUUCUCAUGCUGGAACAGGCUCUAUUGUUGACGUUUUGAGAUGCAACAUUCCGUUGAUAAUAGUCACCAAUAGCUUGCUUAUGAAUAAUCAUCAACUAGAAGCAUCGGACGAAUUCAGUGUGCGCCACAACUACUGUUUAAGCUGUCAGGAUUGCGAGCUUCCACAGCAUAAACUUGAACAGCUUAUCAAGGAUGAGAAAUGGCAACAUUUGGACCAAUUGCCUCCACCAAACGGUGCCAUAGUUGGACACAUCUUAUAUGAUGAAAUGGGGUUACCCGGACCUGAAAACUAA
Molecule: messenger RNA, 561 nt
Organism: Lizanozyma spartinae
Lineage: Eukaryota; Fungi; Ascomycota; Pichiomycetes; Serinales; Debaryomycetaceae
Gene: ALG13
Product: N-acetylglucosaminyldiphosphodolichol N-acetylglucosaminyltransferase catalytic subunit
Exons: 3
Coding region: 1-561 (186 amino acids)
Biological process (GO): dolichol-linked oligosaccharide biosynthetic process
Molecular function (GO): hexosyltransferase activity
Source: RefSeq, a predicted model, not a curated record